Molecule: messenger RNA, 2797 nt
Organism: Nycticebus coucang (slow loris)
Lineage: Eukaryota; Metazoa; Chordata; Mammalia; Primates; Lorisidae
Gene: SP100
Product: SP100 nuclear antigen
Exons: 22
Coding region: 183-2336 (717 amino acids)
Biological process (GO): regulation of transcription by RNA polymerase II
Cellular component (GO): nucleus
Molecular function (GO): protein binding; DNA-binding transcription factor activity, RNA polymerase II-specific; DNA binding
Source: RefSeq, a predicted model, not a curated record
GUCAGUUGUCAGCAGACGUUCUGCUCCGAACACGGCAGUGACGUGGACUCAGGUCAGGCAGACUGGAGGGAUCAGGACCCUGGCUCUGAGGAUGGCAGGUGAGGGCUGUGACCUGAGCACCAGUCUUUCCCCCCAGUUCCUGCCCCGUACAGAAAACAGAAAGAGAGCAAGUAAACAACUUAAUGGACUAUCUUGAGCAACUGGAAAAGGAAGAACAACCCAAGCCCAAACCUAGCAGAAGAAAAGAAAUAACCAGGGCGGCACCUGUGGCUCAGGUGGACACAGACAGCCAGAACAUGGAAGAGAAAACACUAAAAGAGAAGUUUUUAACAGGGCUCGUUUUUAGGCACUUCAAAGAAAAUAAGGUGGAGAUUGCAAGUGCAAUAACACAGCCAUUUCCUUUCCUCAUGAGCCUCCGAGACCGUGCCUUCAUCUCAGAGCAGAGGUUUGAAAAUGUUCUAGAAGCUUGUAGAAACCUGGUCCCAGUGCCAAGAGUGAUGUACGAUGUCCUCAGUGACCUGGAGAAGACGUUUGAUGUGUUACUUCUGGAAACAUUGUUCAGCAGGGUUAACCUGAAGGCCUAUCCUGAUUUAAAUGAGGUUUUCAGAAGCUUCCAAAAUGUGGUCCCAGACCAAUCAUAUUUACAAGGAAGUGAUGAAGAAGAGAGAUGGGAGGGACCCAGUAGCCAACUAAGCCUUCAACAAGGUACAGACCUACCCAGCCUUGAACUUCAAAGGAAUUUAUGUCCUGUGUGUCAAGUGGAUAUAAAGAAGGAAGAGCCAUUUUUUAACUCAGAAGUUGAGCAAAAAGUUCAAGCAAGAACUAAGCAUACCCAGGCAUCUGACACAAUAGUUAUCCAUGAUGAUGACUCUGAAGAAUCCAGUGAUGAACAUGAGCCCUUGGAAAUCUCCAUCUUAUCAGCAGAAAAGAAUCCUGUGAUCAAUAUUGAUGAUCCUUCUGAAUCUACAGAGGCAGAGGAGGACCAAGAAGGUACUUUCUCACCAUAUCAGACUGCACUAGGGGAAGACCUACCCGUCCAAAGAAUCCAAAGUAAUUCCUGCUCUGUGUAUCUAGUGGACAUAAUGAAGAACAAGUCAUUUUUUAACUUAGAUGUUGAGCAACAAGCCCAAGCAAGAAUUAACCAUAACCAGGCAUCUAACAUAAUGGGCAUCAGCAGCGAGGAAUCUGAAGAAUCUAGUGAUGAAGAUGAGCCACUACUCUUUGAUCAAGCACUAGAAAGUGAGCCUGAGGUCAGUAACUAUGACUCUUCAGAAUCAAGUGAAGGAGAGGACAUCCAAGAAGUCACUUGCUCACAACUCCAGACUGCACCAGGGCAAAAGAGAAGACACAUAGAUAGUGUUAGUAGUCCCCCAAGAGAGAGAAGGAGAGGCAGACCUAGAAUCAACAUUCCUGUGAGCGACAGAGGCCCAGGGAAAAGAUACCAACCAACAGUUUCAAGAUUUUCCAGAGAUAAAAAUAUGAACUUUCAACUUCCUGAACUUCCUGUGACCUGUGGUAAUCUGAAAGGGACCCUAUACAAGGAGAAAUUGAAACAAGGAAGCUCAGAGAAGUGUAUACAGAGUGAGGAUGGAAGGUGGUUCACCCCCAAGGAAUUUGAAAUGGAAGGAGGCUAUGCAAAAUCCAAAAACUGGAAGCAAAGUAUACGCUGCGGUGGAUACCCCCUGAAACACCUGAUAGAGAAUGGAUAUCUACAACCACCACCAAGAACAAGAAAGGGGCGGAGAAUACUGAAGUCUCACAACAAGACCUUAGCUGACCCUUGUCAAAAAAACUCCAAUAUAUGUGAGGUGUGCAGAAAAUGGGGAAAGAUGUUCUGCUGUGACACCUGCCCAAGAUCCUUUCAUGAGGACUGCCACAUCCCACCUGUGGAACAUGAGAGGAAUCCAUGGAGUUGCAUCUUCUGUGAGAUAAAGGCUAUCCAAGAAAGAUGCCCAGAAAGCCCACCAUGUCAUCAGGAAUCUGAGGUCCUGGUGAGACAGAUGCUGCCUGAGGAACAGUUGAAAUGUGAGUUUGUCCUCUUGAAGGUCUACUGUGAUGCAAGAAGUCUUUCUUUUGACUCAGGACCAUAUUAUAGGAGAGGUAGAUCUCAGGGUCCAGAAAAGCCCAUGUGGUUAAACAAAGUCAAGGAAACCCUGAAUGAGAAGAUGUACCCCCAAGUGAAGGGGUUUGUGGAGGACAUGCGCCUCAUCUUUCAGAACUACAAGGUAUUUUACAGGGACAAGAAAAGCAUCAAGGGACUUCAAGUAGAGCACAACUUUGAGAAGAAUUUCAAAAACAUUUUUGCAAUUCAAGGAACAAGCAGGAAAAAUUUUUGAUUUGAGCCCAUAUUAUAUUAACUUGGCUCAUUUUCACAUACUCCCUUCGGACUCCUCAGCAGCUUGGGACACAAAGUGCUGGUGGCCCCCUAAUCUCUAUACGUUCAUGUACAAUCACCAUAUCACUCUCCUUUCCCAAACUUUUCUCAUGGCCAUUUCUGGUCAUUCAUUUUUAUAAAUACAAAUGGAAAUUGUCUUAUCAAAUUCUCUUAUUGAAUAAUUCAAAGUGAAGGUUAUAAUUGAAAAUAUGAAGUCGUUCUGUAAAGGUUCAUACUAUAUCCUUCCAUUUAUUCAAACCAUUUGUGAGGUUCUUCAGUAAUGUUUACUCUUCCCUUUCCCACACAGGACAUCAUUUCUUUUUCUUUCUUUCUUUUUUUUUUUUUUACUUUCAAAACUUUUGUACUUUUGGUUGUUACUGUGAAAGUGAUCUUUUCGCCCAUUAAACUGUAUUACUGAUUAUU